GGUCACUUCGGUGAAUGGGGCAGAGCGCGCGCACGCAGAGAUCAGCCGCCCGUGUUAUUAACGUUAAUAACGUUAUCUCUCGCGUCACUCAUGUCCCCAACAACCACUGCUGCUGCUGCGGAGGGGGAGGACGGGACUGCGGUUCAGGUGCACCGCUGUGAUUGAGAGACACAACAGUGAAGUUUGAAGGCUGCGGAGGAGCAGGAGGUGAACCCCGCCAACAGCGUCCCGAUUUAAUCUGUCAGUUCGCCAUCGCUUCUUUUUUUGUGGCUGUUGUUUGGUGAUGAGAUUCCUUCAGGAGGAGCGACCUGCCGCCUAACAACCUCUCUCUUUCAAGGUGUACUCGCCCAAGAGAUAUGCAACCUGAUCAAGAACAUCUCUUCAAAAAUCCAGGAUGGACACUAAAUCUUUGUUUUGCAAGUUUUUGAUGAACAUUCUGAGAACUUACUAACUGCUGGAAGAUAAUCUUUGCACAGUAAGAGGAUCGAUUAACACAGCUGCGGUUUUUGAAAUACUGGUGCUCCAGGAAAAGUAAUGGAGACAGAAGAGAGGGAGGAUGCCUCACAAAAACCCGAAGCUAAUAUAAAGGCAGAGACAGAGGAAGAUGUGACCUCUGGCCACACCUGUGGAGUGUGUGGCCGAAGCUUUCCCCUUCUCAGCUCUCUGUCCCAACACAUGAGGAGACACACAAGGGAGAAGCCGUACAAAUGUCCGUACUGUGAGCACAGGACGGCUCAGAAGGGCAGUCUGAAGGCCCACAUUCGAAGCCAUAAACUGGGUCUCCUCAGCCAUAACCUCAGUGACAAGAACGUGGAUGGAGAUCAAGAGCAGAAGGAUAACAUUGAGAUUCCUGACCCCACGGAAAUUGUCACCCACUCCGACAAAGCUCAUACGGUUAACGGAAAGGUGAAGAAGAAAGGAACCAAGAAAAAAGUGAAGGGUAAAAAUGUGGUUGAGCCGGAUGAUGAGGCUGAUAGUGUGUCCUGUACCUGCACCAUCUGUGGCCAGGUUUUCCCUCAGGUAGCACUCCUUAAAAAUCACAUGAAAAGGCACCGCAGCUCCCAGGAUCAUGGUUGCCGGAUUUGUGGACGCCGUUUCCGCCAGGCAUGGUUCCUCCAAAGUCACAUGCGCAUUCAUAGGGUCAAAGCUCAGCUAAGAGGUGGCAAAGGCAAUGAGCUGCCUGCCACCAUAAAUGGAGUUCCUCAGGACCCAGCAUCGCUAAUAAAUGAAGAGUGCCUCUAUGAGCUCUGUGCUGGCUGUGGUAACUUCUUCUUGGACCGCAAGACACUGCGAUUACAUGAGAAGCUACAUAAACUCAAUCACAGCCGAACUCAGACACAGAAUGCAACAGAGAAAGACGUUGAAGCCCCUGAGCCGGACAUUGCAAAGAGGAACUUUUUGGAAGCCUUGAACCUCACACGUGUUGGGCCUAGGGAAACCUCUGAGGAAAAGAGCCUUGGCAAGCGAAUCCCAGAACUGGAUCCCAUUUGUAGUUACCAAGCGUGGCAGUUGGUCACAAAGGGACGAUUGGUGGAGGUCACAGAGAAGUGUCUGGGAUGGGAGGAGAGGCUAGCAGAUGCUGAGGUGGCAUACGACACAGAAAAGGGCGAGUACAUACCCCUAAAGCAGGAGAAGAAGAGGAAGCAAAUCGACACCUCCGGCAACAACAAUAAGAAGAUGAAGGGUGACACGGGACUUGAUCGGACAUCAAAUAGCUUGGCUCAGGCUAAAGGUGGUGACAAGAGGAUUUGCCAGAAGGAUCGUGUCUUGUUGAACGGGCUUGGUCAUGCGUUUUAUGAGGCACUGCAGACUAAGAAAGUCAAAGAUGUUCACGCCACACCUAAACAGACCAACAGCUCCAGGAGCCAAGGCCAGGAGGAUAAGAAAUCAUUCUUCUGCGAGCACUGUGAUUUCCAAAGUGUCGACGCCUCACUACUCAGGUCUCACCUGCACCGGCAGCACCGGGGCCUCCUGGGUCCCUAUAGCAAACACAGCACCAUUUUGGACAAUGUUAGCCAAAGUGGUUCGAAAGCCUCAAGAUACAUGGACUACCUCAGAAACAGGAGUAUGUUGCUCAGUCAGCCAUUCUGGAAUCCUUACACAUGCACUCCUGGCCAUGGCUCGGCACAGUCAAAUAUUAAAACUGAAAAGUCAAAUGAGGUUAAAGGGCAGGGACAUGCUACUAAUGAUGCGGGAAGUCUCCUGAAUCUGUCCUCAUUGCCCCUUAGUGAAGGAGAAAGCAUUGUGGAUGAUCCAGUAAAAACAGAGGGCCAAGUGAGACAUCAGUGCCCGUACUGCACCCACACUACCACCUACCCUGAAGUGCUGUGGAUUCAUCAGCGGGUUGCACACAGGGUGGAUGGCAGCAGCUCCAUGGCACCCAAGUGGGCACCCUGCUCUAAUAGCCCCAAGAGUUUAAAGGCAGGUGGCACCCAGUGGAGACGCACAGGGCCUCCUCCAUUCCUCGAAGGCAAGGACUGCCCUGCUUUGCCUGCACCAAGAACUCAGCGCACACAGGCUCCAGGUUCCACUUCGCAAAGCAGCAGCAAACACUCAGCUCCCAAGACCCAAUCAGGUGCUCCGAAGUCCAAGCAUCAGUCACGCUCUUCAGAUGGUACACAGUCUAGUGGGAGGAUGGGACUACCUCAAAAGAAGUCUAGUGGACAUAAGCAGGCAGAUGAGGGUGGAAAUAAAAGCUCCAGUACCCCUCAAGCUACUUCAUCGAGCAGUACUGUGCACAGCAAGAGUGCCCCCAGCUUCCAGCCUACUAGCAGCCCCAAACACAGAGGCCACAGAGCCGCAGUGGAAGCAAACUUCCCACAGGAGGGUUUGGGCUUUAUGUUGGCCAGAAAUCAUGGCGGGACUUCAUCCAGUGUAGCUGCAGAUAGACCCCAUGCCCGCAGGCAGUCAUGUGACUCCUCCUCGGGCCCUAAGGGUCCUGAACUUUGGGCUGCCAUGAACAUGUGGGGUCACAAAGCUUAUUUAGAACCACUACAUUUUGCUCAGGGAAAGAAUGAAUCGGCAGGAGAAAUGCCAAUGGACAUUGAUAUUUUGAGCCUCUUGAAAAACUACAGUCCCCAUGAACUGGCUGCUAUUUACCAGCACUGGGGGUUUGUUGAUCCCAGGAUUGAUCCACAAGCACUGUUGCAGUUAAAUGGAAAUUUUGGGAAAGAAGUCCAUUCCACCUCUGAAGCUUCCAAACAAGUGAACAGCCGCUCCACUUCCUCCUCAGGGUCUCUCCAUAAAGGAACGUGAACAUACGUCACGUUCCUGUUGGCUUCCAGCCUGCAUCGAUACAGCUGAACAAAGAGGCCUGCUGUUCUUCAAAGGAACCAGCCAUAACUCCUAACAGGACAGAGGCACUGGAUAAUGCACAAUAUAUGCAAAACAAUGAGGUGGACUAUUAUUUUGUAACAUGGUUGUUUCAUUUGAAGUGUUAUGCAUGCUUUUUGUUUGUUAAGAGUGUAGAUAUUUUAGGUACCAAAACACACAUGAAGAUUUCCUUUAUGGAUAUGAGGUAGAACUGUUUGAGCUUAAUGUAAUAAAUACUUAGCGGGUGCGGGGGGGAGGGCAGUCUAGGUGGAAAUUAAAUGUGAAGCUACGUUGGCAGGGAUAAAGAGGAUAUCAUAUGAGGUCAUCAUAUUGGCUAAAGGCCCACAGACAGCAGUGGAAAAAAUGAAUGGUAAGACUCAAGCAAGAAGAAUCACCAAAUUUUAUUGUUUUUAAGACUGGAUGCCACUUCCAACUGUGAUCUGAACAUUUUACUUCACUUUUACCUCGUUAUAUAUGUUUUCUUUAUGGGCUACACUACUGUUUUACUUUUUUUGUUUACAGUUAGCACAUGAACAUGCCAUUGGCAACAAGGCACUUAGAUAAAAAUUGCAGGUCCAAUAUCAUCAGAGAUUUAUUCAAAAUUGGGAUCCAAGUUGUCAUCAAUACAGAAGAAUCAGGCAAAGUGCUCAGAUAGUUUCUUUCUUUUCAGUUUAACCAGCAGAGCUUCUCUGAACAAAGUCAUGGUCCCAUUUGUAAUGAACUAAUGGGUGGUUUAAUUGGAGCAAAAUGCAGACUUUAGCAUUAUGAGCUCAUUAUCCCAUUCCCAUGCAGGGAAACAGGAUGCACUGGUCAUUGUUGUCAUUCUAACACUGCAUGUUGAUAUCUCAAAUUUCCUCAGCAAACAAUCACAAGAAGACACCUUCUGUAUAUCGUUUAUGCAAAUACUACAGAUUCUUUCCAUCACACGAUGAUUGGAAUUUCUUUGCGUGAAUUCCCUCUUGAUGUACAUUAAGGAGAGAUGUUGAUUUGUCGAUUAUUCGAUUGAAAGAAAGCUAGUUGCCAACUAUUUUGACAAUCGACUAAUCGUUUGGUGCUUUUCUUUGCUUUUUAUGAAAGUAAAUAAGUGUCUUUAGAUUUGGGAUUGUGUUUGAUGAAAGAAGCAAUUUGAAGACAUCACUUGAGGAUCGCUGGAAUUCCAGAUUAACAAUUGAUUGUUGUAGCCUUACUUCUCUAAUACAGCCACAUCCAUUAGUGCUGAAGGGCAUCAGUGCAUCAACCAUCUUCUAUCUUUUGCUACAAUCUGCAGUUCCAGUGACUAAAUUUACUUCAUUUCAAAAGAAAACUAUUUGCCAACAGGAUAAAUAUUGAAAACACUCAUCCUUGUGUUUUUAAAUCAUUUUCAAGCAAAAAUGUCAUACAUUUGCUUCAUCAAGAUUCUUAAAUAUGAGGGUUUGUUGCUUUUCUUUGUAAUUUACCACCAUAAAGUUUGGGGGUUUGGGACUGUUGGUUACACAAAAGAAGAUAUUAGAAGAUGUCACACUGGACUCUAGGUUGUUGUGACUUCUCAACUUGUUUGUGGACAUUUUAGACUAAGCAAUUAAUAAUUUAUCGCGAAAUGUUAGUUGCAAAUCCAUAGCUAAUGCCAAACCAAAGGUCCAGGACAAUCAAUUACUAUGAGAAAAAAAAGAGAAAUAGACCUAAAUUGGUGGCCAUCAUAUUAGCCAGUCUUUCAAACAAGUGUCAAAAUGACCAGUUAACAAUAAAACAUGAUGUCCUGCUUUUUCAUUCUUUUUAAAUGCUACAGUGUGUCCUUUUUUCUCCUCUCAGAAAGAUGGUGUAAACAUGUACACUCAUUUCACAUUGUGCUAGUGACGUAGCAAUUUAAUGCUGUGAUUUUUUUCUUUAGAAGUAGAAACUGUAGCGUAAACAAUUUCUACUGACUUACUUCUACCAGUCAAGCUACUGUACAGACUUUGAACUAUUCGUUUUUUUGAAAGUCACCUCGUUUCCAGUUUGUUUUCAUGUGUUUUUCUUUUUGCAAGUUUGUUUUAGUAUGUUUAUAUUUUAGUUCUGCGUCAGUGUAUUCAUCUCCCAUAGAGAAAAUAGUCUAUGCAUUUGACAAAAAGCCAUCAAUUUAUGGAUUCUUGGGAGAUCUUGAGAAUACAUAAUUUAUUACUGGAGUAUUGACUUUGAUCUCUGUGGAAUUUUUUUUUAUAUAUAAAUAUCGUAAACGAUCAUUUUAUUUAAUGGUCUUUUUUGUUUGCUAAGAGUGGAAUUUUAACACUCAGAAGUACUUGAUAUUUGUAGUAACAAACAUUGUAAAAUGUUUAAGAAAAGGAUGUUUUCGGGGCAUGCACUCAAGGUCACUGUGCAGGGUCAGUAGGGAUUUGUAGUCCUGCAUGAGGUAUUAUUGAGCCUGUGAUCUAAGACAAGAAAGGAGAGACAGGAAACAGUGACACAGGGAUUUUUAUGCAAGUGUGAACUUUUAUGCAAACCUAAGCUAAGUUGGGCUCUGACUGGGUUCAGUUUUGGGACUCUGUAAACAUGUUUCAUAGUUAAUAAUUAUGUUGGUAUCAGAAUUUCUAUUUUCACCAGUUCCACAUUUUGUCUGACCGUAAAAAUUAAAAAAUAAAGUUGGUCAAUGUAGAUUUAAAUGAUAA
This is a messenger RNA of Acanthopagrus latus (yellowfin seabream), 5933 nucleotides long. Its product is annotated as zinc finger protein 516-like. NCBI's taxonomy places the organism in Eukaryota, Metazoa, Chordata, Actinopteri, Spariformes, Sparidae. Gene Ontology annotation, biological process: regulation of DNA-templated transcription. Gene Ontology annotation, cellular component: nucleus. Bases 535 to 3255 code for a protein of 906 amino acids. Gene Ontology annotation, molecular function: DNA-binding transcription factor activity, RNA polymerase II-specific; RNA polymerase II cis-regulatory region sequence-specific DNA binding. The transcript has 5 exons. The record is from RefSeq and is a predicted model, not a curated record.